Molecule: messenger RNA, 1212 nt
Organism: Gamsiella multidivaricata
Lineage: Eukaryota; Fungi; Mortierellomycota; Mortierellomycetes; Mortierellales; Mortierellaceae
Product: mitochondrial carrier domain-containing protein
Exons: 5
Coding region: 271-1182 (303 amino acids)
Biological process (GO): malate transmembrane transport; phosphate ion transmembrane transport; succinate transmembrane transport
Cellular component (GO): mitochondrial membrane
Molecular function (GO): succinate transmembrane transporter activity; sulfate transmembrane transporter activity; malate transmembrane transporter activity
Source: RefSeq, a predicted model, not a curated record
AACAAAUUGCCUGUCGCUGAAGCAAAGUGAACAAUAAAAAGGGCUUUUUCUUUCUUUCUUCUUCCUCUUCCUCCCCUCUUCCUCUCUUGAUCCCGUCUCUCAUUCACCUCGUCCUCCACUCUGCUCAUUCCUCUUUUUUUUCUUUUUUUUCCUUUGCAGUCAUUCUUUCAUUUCUCUCGUUUAGCAGAAGAGAAGGAAUUACCCGGCCUUUUUGAGUCAUUCAGUUCAUAUAGACUACCUCUAUUUAACACCUAAUACAACAGCAACACCAUGGCAACCGCACCGGCUCAAGUACACCUCCAGACAGUACAACAGACCCCCACCACCAAGGCAAGGGAUCCCUUUUGGCUCGGAGGUGCGGCUUCAUGUGCAGCGGCUUUGGUCUCUCAUCCGUUCGAUCUGGCAAAGGUCCGUCUCCAAACAACGCAGGGUGCCAGCUCGCAUGGAAUGAUCCGGACCAUGAUCAACGUGGCCCGGAACGAAGGGAUCCUUGCGCUCUACAAUGGUCUUUCCGCCAGUCUGUUACGCCAGGGCACUUAUUCGACCGUACGAUUCGGGACCUACGACUACUUGAAGGAGAAGUUUGGACCCAAGGAUGGCAGCAGGAUCCCUGUCAGCACGAUGAUGCUGUGUGGUGUCCUGGCAGGAUGUGUCGGCGGCGGAUUCGGUAACCCCGCGGAUGUGGUCAAUAUUCGGAUGGUGAACGACGGCAAACUGCCAAAGGAGCAGCAGAGACAUUACAAGCAUGCGUUUGAUGGACUCUACAGGAUCGUGAAGGAAGAAGGCCCCGCACAGCUGAUGAGAGGACUGGGGCCAAACAUGAACCGAGCGAUCUUGAUGACGAGCUCACAGUUGGUCUCGUACGAUGGGUUCAAGCGACAGUUGUUGGCGACGCCUUGGUUCAAGGACAACUUGGCCACGCAUUUCGCGUCCUCGCUCCUAGCCGGACUGGUGGCAACGACCGUGUGUGCACCCUUGGAUGUGCUCAAGACAAGAAUCAUGAACUCUUCAGGUAGCAAUACUUCAUCCACACAAAUGUUUUUCCAUAUCGUAAAAACGGAAGGGCCUAUGGCCUUGUUCAAGGGCUGGCUCCCGGCCUUCUUGCGUCUGGGCCCUCACACCAUCGUCACCUUUAUUGUUUUGGAGCAACUCAAGGUCAUAGUUCACCAACGGAAACAAUAAACCCAAAGGGAAACACCAAUGUUCAUGCGC